Molecule: messenger RNA, 2072 nt
Organism: Aspergillus steynii IBT 23096
Lineage: Eukaryota; Fungi; Ascomycota; Eurotiomycetes; Eurotiales; Aspergillaceae
Exons: 3
Coding region: 58-2058 (666 amino acids)
Biological process (GO): DNA-templated transcription; regulation of DNA-templated transcription
Molecular function (GO): DNA-binding transcription factor activity, RNA polymerase II-specific; zinc ion binding; DNA binding
Source: RefSeq, a predicted model, not a curated record
ACGGAGCCUUGUCCCUGCCAUCGCCACUGUCGCACUGCAUCCUGUGCAAAGCAAACAAUGCGACGGAAGGUUCAGAACGCUGCUUCGCGACAGCGACCGGUAUCCUGCCAGUUCUGCCGCGCCAGAAAGCUGAAAUGUAAUCGCCAACUACCCUGUGGGAAUUGCAUCAGCCGUGGAAUCGCGUGUCAGCUGUAUUCGCAGCCGUCGACUGGCGAGUCGGUGACGGAUCCGCAUAUCCUCGAGCGCCUGCGAAGGCUGGAGGAUAUCGUGAUGCGCAGCCAAAGCCAGAGACAAACAUCCCUGGUUGCAGAUGUGGUUACUCAGACGCCAUAUUCGGAUCCUCGGUAUCACCAGGCGACUACGGAGGUGAAACGUCUCGAGCAGGAGUGUAUGCGCCAGGACCUUUCGGAAACGAUCCACCCAGGUGGUGUCACCUUCAAGAUAUGUCCCAUUCAGCCAGGAGUGAGCGCUACAGUCGCUAUCAGUAACAGCGGUUCCUGUCUCGGUGAAGCUGAGAGCGUCAGACGCCCGUUUUGCCUGCCACACAUCGACGAGGCAAGACGACUGCUCGACAAGUACAUCCGCGACAUUACCUAUCUCCACCAUGUGGUUCACAUCCCUACGCUGCGUGCCGUAGUGGACGGCAUCUAUGAAGACAUCGGCAGCCUCAAACAGCCAACACCAAGCCAUGUGGUGCUCCUGUACAGCAUCGUAGCUAGCGCGAUUUACUCGUGGACCGAGCAGGACGUAGACCUACCAUUCUGUCGCAAUGGCGAAGACGCGACCAAGAUGUCUGCAUUAUGGGUCAAGUCGACCCUGGACUUGCUGGACUACCUGCGUCGUGCAUCCUCGAAGUCCCUAGAAGAGAUCCAGGCCAUCAUCAUCGCCUCUUUCGUUGUCUGUCACCUCGAAGGCCCGUCACCUCGAUACCGAGAUCUGAUAACAUCAGCUAUCGCGACAGCACGAGAAUUGGGCCUUCACAAAAUCGAUCUUCCCCACGACCCUGACGCCACCAGCAAGAGCCCCAGAGACCCAGUAGCGACUGAAGUCGCCCGACGGGUGUGGUGGUAUCUUGUGUCGACAGACUGGAUGUUCUCGCAAUACACCGGCCCCUUAAAAGGAACCUACAGCAUCAGCCCGCGACACAUGGCAGUCAACAAGCCCCUCAACAUCGACGACGAGGAUCUCCAUCCCAGCAUGCCCACCACAGCGGCGCCACUGAACCAUCCCACGAACAUCUCCUACAACCUCCAACGCAUCCACCUCGCCGAGAUCUGCAGAGAACUGACCGACAGCACACCCCUCACCUCAGGCGCUGUCGAAUACGCCCAGGUCUUGAAAUUCGACCGCAGCAUCAUCGGCUUCACCGCUCAGUGGCCGUCCUUCUUCCGCCUCGACGAACACACACUCAACAAGCCAGCCUACAACGCCCCAGCCACCGCUACCCAGCGAUACAUCCUCAACUCCAUCGUCCCCUCCCAGCGCUGCCGUCUCCAUCUCCCAUACCUCGCUCGCGCAGCGACAGACCCCACCUACGCCUACUCCCGAGACGCGUGUCUCGAAGCCGCCAGACACGUUCUUCGCACGGAGCGACUUCUCGCGAGGGAGGAGACCUUGCCGUUCGUGAGGAUGCGACAGCGCCACGCCGGUACUCUGCUGUGUCUCUGCAUCGCCAUCAUCGCGCUGUUGGCGGAUAACUGCUUCUGUCGGGGCCGGGGGACGGAGAGCGAUGCAGACCGCAGGGCUGAGCUGGCUGAUGCGUGUGCGAUUCUGGACCGCGCGAAGAAGGAAUCGCCGAUUGCUGGGCGCUUGCUGGGGUAUUUCAUGCGGGUCAUGCGUGAGCAUAAUGUGCGACUGCCGGUGAGGAUGGAGGAUGAGCUACCUGCAGGAAGGGAGAGGACGGAGAGUGUGGCGAUGGGUUCGACCGUGGAGGAAGUGCCGGGUGCACCGGAUGUGUCGGAUCAGCUGGCUCAAUGGGAGGAGAUCUGGCCAUGGGAUGGAUUGGAUACGGAGUUGGAUUGGGAUGCGAUUAUUUCGGGGCUGGGGCCGUUGAUCUGACCACCCUAGUCUAU